UUCGCGACAUUUGCUGUAUGCUCAAUGCUGACAAAUUAACUGGGGGAAAGAAAGCGGUCAUAAGGCCAAAGUUCCAAAAGGUCUCCCCGACGUAGAACUGCUGCAUGGACGCUGGUGUACUCUUUUCUCAGGGUCUUUGUCUGAAAGUCUGAAGGCUGAACCGAAUCUGCCCCGGAUGGUGGUUGACAGCCUGGAGACUCGGAGGCUCCCGAAAGGUAAGCAGUGAGAACACCUGCAGGGUCCUGGUAUCCUGGAAGAAAGUAUUUCCUAUGAGGGAAGGAAGUAAAGGUAUCAAGAUCAGCAUUUUAUCCUUGACCAGAGAUCAGCUUUAGAGAAGAACUCAGAAUCAACAGCAGGGCACAUAUUAGAGUUGCUGUCUUAUCUAAGGGCUCCAGAAAAUGUCCAAGUCCCAAGACUCUCUGUCAUUCAAGGAUGUAGCUGUGAGUUUCACCUGGGAGGAGUGGCAGCUGUUGGACCCUUCUCAGAAGAACUUGUACCAAGCUGUGAUGUUAGAAAAUUAUAGCAACCUGGUAUCAGUGGGGUAUCCAAUUACCAAAGCAGAUGCAUUCUUUCAGUUGGAGCAAGAAAAACCGUGGAUAGUAGAGGAAGAAAUCCAGAAUGAGAUUCAUCUACUCUCACUUCUUCUCCCCUUGGUCUUUGAUAUAAGAUUCUAUCAUUUCUAUUACAUGAUCACUGUGGAUUUGUUGAUCUCCUUUCUAGAGGAUGCCUGGCAAGUCAAUGGUCAUAGAGAAUGGCACCAAGAAAACCAAAGCAGCUUUGAAAUGAUGGAGAGUGACCACAGAUAUCAUACGUUUGGGAAAGUACUGUCUUACCAGAGCUCAAACCAGCAUGUCCCUUUAGCCCAAAGACCUCAUACAUUGGACGCAGCUGGGAAACAUCAGAAACCUAAUCUAGAGGACAUGACUCAGAACGAAAGCUGUGUAAGAAAUGAAGUUGAGUUUAAUGGAUGUGAUACACUUUUUCUUUGUACUAAGAAUGGGAAAACUCAUAUUGGAGAACAAAGCAAUAGGUAUAAUGAAUGUAUAGAGGAUUUCAGCCAUAAGCCACAGCUGAAACAUUGUAAAUCUGAAACAAGAAAGAAACACUCUGACCACAGUGAUUGUGAGAAAGUCUAUUCCCUGGAGUCAGACCUUGAUAAGCAUAAAAGAACACACACAGGAGAGAAAUCCUAUGGCUGCAGUUGGUGUCAGAAAGGCUUUAGCCAGAUGUCCCAUCUUGUUUUACACCAGAGAAACUAUCCAGGAGUGAAACCACACAAGAGCAAGAAGUGUGAUGGAGCUUUUACCAGUAAGUCAGGGCUUAGUCAAAAUCAAAGAACUCACACCAGAGAGAAACUCAAUGAGUGCAAUAAGUGUGGGAAAGCUUUUACCAAUAAUAGACACCAAAAAACUCACACAGAGAAAUGCUUUGAGUGUUCUAUAUGUCAGAAAGGCUUUAGGGAUAAGUCACACCUCACUUUACAUCAAAGAACUCAUACAGGAGAGAAACCCUAUAGUUGUGGCGAAUGUCAGAAAAGCUUCACCCAUAUGUCAAAGCUCAUUAUUCAUCAGAGGACUCACAUGGGAGAGAAACCCUAUGGCUGUGACAAAUGUGGGAAAAUAUUCCCCCUUAAAUUUAGCCUCAUUGACCAUCAAAAAAUUCAUAUGGGAGAAAAACCUUAUAGAUGUAAUGAGUGUGGUAAGGCAUUCAUCCAACGAUCUUCACUCAGCAGACAUCUGAGAACUCACACAGCAGAGAAAUCUUACGGAUGCAAUGAAUGUGGAAAAAUGUUCUCCUGCAAGAAGAGCCUCAGUGACCACCAACGAACCCAUACCGGUGAGAAACCCUAUGAGUGCAGUCAGUGUCAGAAAGCAUUUACUCAGAAGUCUGGCCUGAUGUAUCAUCAGAGGUGUCACAGUGGAGAGAAACCAUAUGAAUGCAGGGAAUGCCAUAAAGCCUUUAGCCACAAGUCGUCUCUUCUUACCCAUGAGAGAAUUCACUCAGGAGAGAAACCUUAUGAAUGCACAGAGUGCCACAAAGCCUUCAGCCACAAGUCUUACGUCCUUAUCCAUCAGAGAAUUCACUCAGGAGAGAAACCUUAUGAAUGCACGGAAUGUCACAAAGCUUUCAGCCGCAAGUCAUAUCUCCUUUUCCAUCAGAGAAUUCACACGGGAGAGAAACCUUAUGAAUGCACAGAAUGCCACAAAGCUUUUAGCCGCAAGUCCUAUCUCCUUAUCCAUCAGAGAAUUCAUUCAGGAGAGAAACCUUAUGAAUGCACAGAAUGCCACAAAGCCUUUAGCCACAAGUCCUCUCUCCUUAUCCAUCAGAGAAUUCACUCAGAAGAGAAACCUUAUGAAUGCAGGGAAUGCCACAAAGCCUUCAGUAGCAAGUCCUAUCUUCUUAUCCAUCAGCGAAUUCACUCGGGAGAGAAACCUUAUGAAUGCAGGGAAUGCCAUAAAGCCUUUAGCGAUAAGUCCUAUCUCCUUAUCCAUCAGAGAAUUCACUCAAAAGAGAAACCGUAUGAAUGCAGGCAAUGCCACAAAGCCUUCAGCAGCAAGUUCUAUCUUCUCAGUCAUCAGAGAAUUCACUCAGGAGAGAAACCUUAUGAAUGCAGGGAAUGCCAUAAAGCCUUUACCCGCAAGUGCUAUCUCCUUGUCCAUCAGAGAAUUCACUCAGGGGAGAAACCUUAUGUAUGCACGGAAUGCCAGAAAUCCUUCAGGCACAAGUCCCAACUCCUUGUCCAUAAGGGAAUUCACUCAGGACAAAAACCUUAUGAAUGCAGUGAAUGCCACAAAGCCUUCAGCAGCAAGUUCUAUCUUCUCAUUCAUCAGAGAAUUCAUUCGGGAGAGAAACCGUAUGAAUGCAGGGAAUGCCAUAAAGCCUUUAUUCGCAAGUCCUAUCUCCUUAUCCAUCAGAGAAUUCACUCAGGAGAGAAACCUUAUGAAUGCAGGGAAUGCCAAAAAGCCUUUAGUGACAAGUCCUAUCUCCUUAUCCAUCAGAGAAUUCACUCAGGAGAAAAACCUUAUGAAUGCAGGGAAUGCCACAAAGCAUUCAGGCAAAAGUCCCAUCUCCUUAUCCAUCAGAGAAUUCACUUGGGAAAGUAAACCUUAUGAAUUCCUCAAAUCUGGGAAGACUUUCUCUUAUGGAUUCAUCAGGGAAUCCAUACAGGAGAGAAACUAUUGGUACUGUGAAUGUAGGAAAACUUUCCCUAUCACGUUUAGACCUUGUUUUAUAUCAGAAAACAGGCAGGAGAGAAACUUCAUCAAUACAGUCAGUGUCAGAAAUCUUCAGCCCAUAAGUCACAUCUUACUAUACAUCAAAAAAUUCACAAUGGUGAGAAACCCUAUGGAUGCAGUGAGUAUUGGAAAACAUUCUCCCACAAAUUUAGCCUUCAUCAGAAAACUCAUACUGGAAAGAAAUCAUGAAAGUUGUCACUGAGAGGGAAUGAGUCAUUAUACCAGUGUUUAUAUGAGAUUAAAACCUCAAGACUAAAGCUAAUGUGGACAAGCUUCUUUUCACAAUGUUUCCCAUUAGGAAAUAGUGUUGAGUUCAAAACCAGUCAGAGGAUAAUAACUUUUUCCAAGAUAAGUCAAUUGAAUGUAGGCCAAAGAGAACUAACAGAAAGGAACAUAUAUAAGGCUUGGCGCGUAUAGUUCAGUGGCUAGGGCACCAGCCACAUGCACAGGACCUGGUGUGUUCGAAUCUAGCACGGGCCUGGCAAACAACAGUGACACCUACAACGAGAAAAUAGCCGGGCGUUGUAGUGGUCCCAGCUACUUGGGAGGCUGAGGCAAGAGAAUCACUGAAGCCCAAGAGUUGGAGGUUGCUGUGAGCUGUGAUGCCCUGGCACUCUACCCAGGGCGACAGCUUGAGACUGUCUCAAAAAAAAAAAAAAAGGAAUGUAUAUGUAUACAUUGAUUGUGAGGAUAUUGUUGACAUAAAAUUUAACUACAUCAGUAUCACAGAAUUUACAUUCAUAUCAAAAAGCAAUUCUAUUAUGUAUCUAGGGAAUUAUUUUUUAUGGGGGGGGUCAUUUUUCUGCUAUUGUGAUAUGGAAUGUAUUAAAUAUGUAAAAAGGCUGGUCAGAAAACAAUACAAAAAUAUAUCAGAAUAAUAGCAAGUAUGUAAUUGUUUUGUACUGAUUUUUAUUAUGAAAAUGAUUAUUCCUAUUGAGAAUUACAUGUUAGCAUAACAAUUAUGACUACAUAGUACAAAUGCUUAAAUGUGCCUAAAUCCUUCCCAGAGAGUAUCUGCAAUGAAACUUUAUAAUCCUACAUAAAUUAUUGAACUACAAUGGCUUAUUGUGUUUUGGAAGAAAUCUCAAUACAAAUUCUACAUAUCUUUUUUCUCCCUGGUGUUUGCUAGUAUUUGUAAAUGGGUCUGGAAAAUUUUGUGCCCCUCUCUUAUAAACCUUACUAAUUCUAAGAUGGACAUUUUCUCUACAUAUUACCAUGCUGAUAUUAAAGUGUGACAUAUAACCUAUUGACUUGACAAAU
This is a messenger RNA of Nycticebus coucang (slow loris), 4496 nucleotides long. RefSeq names its product zinc finger protein 271-like. Gene Ontology annotation, molecular function: DNA-binding transcription factor activity, RNA polymerase II-specific; RNA polymerase II cis-regulatory region sequence-specific DNA binding. Gene Ontology annotation, cellular component: nucleus. Bases 399 to 3104 code for a protein of 901 amino acids. Gene Ontology annotation, biological process: regulation of transcription by RNA polymerase II. The record is from RefSeq and is a predicted model, not a curated record. The transcript is spliced from 6 exons. Lineage: Eukaryota; Metazoa; Chordata; Mammalia; Primates; Lorisidae.